AUGGACAAGUCGUCAGCCAAGGAGAUAUUUUUCCAUUCAUGUAUAAAUGGUGAUUUGAGUACAAUUAAAAUUAAUUUGUUCCAUAAUGUAUCACCGUUCAGCCUAGACAAGUAUGGAAACAAUGCUUUGCACCUAGCUUCCAUGAACAAUCAACCAAAAGUAUUAGAAUACUUACUAAAGACUGUCAAAACUUAUAAAAGCAAUUUUCGGAAUAAAAUUGGACGUACUGCUUUAAAUAUAGCAGCCGCUCAAGGUUCUUUUGAGUGCAUUGAAGUUUUACUAAACAACUUUCCUUGUGACAUCAAUUCUACAGAUAAGAUUUUUAACAAUAGUCCAUUACACUGGUGUGUUACAAGCAAAUGUAUCAAAGGUGUCAAGAAGUUAUUAGAUGUGGGAGCUGAUUUCACGCUUGUAAACAAAUUUGGCAAAACUCCUUUACAACUUGCCAAAACAACAUGUUUGGACAUUUUUCAUUUAAUAAACAAUUUUAUCAAAAAUAAAAAUAAGGACCAAUUCUUACACACAACUCCUCAGUCUAAUAAUGGUAUUAGAACAAAAAUGAAUAUUACCUCAAAAUCAUCAAAUUCACCACAAUUUAAAAUAACUAAUGGUAAUUCAAAAUCAAAUUCAAAAAUAUUCAAUAAGACUGUUGAUCAGCAAAGUGUCAAUUGUGAAAAAAUAUUAGGCCCUAAUUUGGUAUCUAAUAGUUCAGAUGAAUCAUUUUAUCUGGAUAUUUCAAAACUAAAACAUGGUGAUAAUUCUGUUUUAAAAUUAUUGGAAAAAUCUAUCGAACCAGUCGACGAAACUUCUUUUGUAUCAUCUAUUUUAAACAGUGGAAAAGUUAUUCAGUUGACUGAAGCUGGUAUACUUGCUUUGGAAUACACGAAAAAUGAAAUAAAUACUCCAAUUCCCGAUCGCCUUGUACAAAGCUUCUUAAACACAUCUCAACAAUAUAAUGAAAAUGAAAAUAAUCUUGACUAUGAUAAUAUUGAAAAAGAUAUUGAAUUAGGUUCAACAACACCUGCAAGAGGAUUAAAACGAUUGAAAAGUCCACAACCCUGCUCUAAAAGAUUUAAAUAUACUGAAAGUACCAAGAAUUCGGAGUUUGAAAAUGUAUUGGAUCAAUUGGGUUCUAAGUGUACUAAAACUGUUCCCAGAGCUUAUAAUUCAAAUUCCUACUUUUCACAAAGCUUGUCAUCUGUAGAAAAUAGUACAAUGAGAAAUAAUGAAGUUUGCAAUCAAAAUCAAUUAGUAUGUGUAAACCCUGACAUAAAUGCUCUACCCAAAUGGGUAGAUGAUCUAAUGUGUUUAUUUCAUAAAUUAAAUAAUUCGGCCAUAGUGGAACAAAUCAAUUGA
This is a messenger RNA of Macrosiphum euphorbiae (potato aphid), 1356 nucleotides long. Lineage: Eukaryota; Metazoa; Arthropoda; Insecta; Hemiptera; Aphididae. The record is from the annotation of a GenBank genome assembly.